Molecule: messenger RNA, 2124 nt
Organism: Exophiala mesophila
Lineage: Eukaryota; Fungi; Ascomycota; Eurotiomycetes; Chaetothyriales; Herpotrichiellaceae
Exons: 3
Coding region: 32-1324 (430 amino acids)
Molecular function (GO): catalytic activity
Source: RefSeq, a predicted model, not a curated record
ACUUCGGUCUUAGAAAAACGCCUGAAGCAGUAUGGCUAUCAGUCACGACCCCAAAGUUGGCCCUGCACCUACGGCUUUCAAUGGAUGCACCGACGAACAGAAGUACAGUAUUCAGGCCGAGGCGGCCCGCAUCUUCAAUUUGAUUCUGAAUGAUGGGCGACUGAACGCUCCCUUGGAGGUCAAAAAAUUGGCAUCAACUGUCCGCUUUGUGGGCGAGGAGACGCAACCGUUUUACCCGGCCCCGUUUAAAGCAGCAGAGGCUCAGGCCGCAUUAUGCGGCUAUCUUGGACUGUUCGCCAGUGCCAUCUCAAAGGCUCGAUAUGGAAUUGAACAGGAGGUCGAAGUCGAUGUGGCUCAUGCUAUGGUCUGCGGCCUCGGAGCAUUAUUUGUGCGAAGCAAUGGCGCAUGGCUUGCUGGCACCGAUCAGAUGAAGGCAGCUGUUGGACGCUGGGACCACGGUCGCACGCGAGAGCUCUACCGUCAAGUGGCAACUAACAUUUACAAGACGAAAGACGGACGGUGGUACUCUUUGCAUGGGAACAUGGACCCAACUCCCUUGCUCAACAUGCUCAAUGUACCUCAACACAACGAAAAGAACCUCUCAUGGCCAGAAAUCUUGCAAAUGUACAUGGACAUCGUGGCCCAGCAUGAUUCGAGGACUCUUGAUGACUGGAGUAAUAAUAUUUAUCGAGUGCCGGGCACAAUCUGCUACGAAGAGAAUGAGUUCCUGGUUACUGCUCACGGGCAAGCUGUCAAGGACGAACCAUACUACAACCUGAUCAAGGAUCCUUACGCGAAGCAAGCUCCUGUGACUUGGGACAGCGUUCCUUCGCCACAGACAGACAAGCGUCCAUUAUCUGGCUUCAAGGUGUUAGAGUUGGCGAGAGCCAUCGCCGCACCCACUAUUGGUCGUAUCUGUGCUGCUCUAGGCGCAACUGUAAUUCGAGUCAGUAGUGCCACCAACACCGAACUACCGAUCACACUACUCGACGGCUGUAUUGGAAAAAUCAGCGUUGAUAUCAACCUUAAGACGUUCGAGGGUCGCAAGAAGUUACUAGAACUGAUCAAAGAGGCCGACGUGUUCAUAGACGGCUACCGACCUUCUGUGAUGGAACAUCUAGGCUUCGGAAGAGACGCCGUGCUUGGUCUCGUGGCGGACCGCGAUAGAGGUAUCAUCUACUGUCAGGAGAAUUGUUAUGGCUGGAAAGGUCCAUGGACGAUCCGCCCUGGUUGGGCGCAAAUUGCCGACACGGUAAGUGCUGACUUUGAAAACCAGCAUUCUAAUUCUUGGAGAAGGUCGAUUUCUAAUUAUUGUUACAGUUGACGGGCAUCGGGUUGGCUGUUGGUCGUUUCAACGGGUUUGACGAAGCUCACAUUUUCCCUGGCCCCAACGCGGACUAUCUGUAAGCCUCACUUGCCUUUCGCGAUAUUGCAAACGACUCGACUGUACAUCUGAGGCCAUUCAUCGCUAACUGAGAACAGAACGGGUCACGCGGGAGCGUGCGGAGUGCUACAUGCCAUCCUCCAAAGAUCGAAAGUCGGCGGUUCAUACACAGUUCAGUGCGCUCUAACAACAUCCAAUCUUCAGUUGCUGUCCUAUGGGAAAUACACCGAGGCACAACUUGAGAAGCUCAAGGCUCGCAAUCCCGAGUUGAUCGGCCACAUGCGACACUAUGACGAGAUCGUCUCACACCAAGCCAACCGACACGUUGUCCGCGGUGUCAUCGCAGACCGGGGAUUUGAGAAAGCCAUUCGAAAGGAGAAUUACCAAGUCAUUGACGGUGCGCCUUGGGGCUGGGAUGAUGUGGAAGUUGUCAAAGCACCCUUUUCAUUGACCAAGACCUCAACCAGCUUUCCUCUUGGGGCGCAUCCACCAGGAUACCAUCUGCCCCAAUGGACAGCUGCCAAAAACCCCGAUUUCGACCCCAUUCCCAGCUGGAAGACGACGAAAAUCGGUCAGAAUGGAACGUCUUGAUGGGUUUAUUGGUUCUUGACUUCUUCGAGUUAGCUUUUAUGUACAAUGAAAAGAGCUACCGGGGACUCUAUAGUGCAGAUCAAAUGUUGAAAUUCCGGCCGCAGCACCAUUCUAGACAUAGCGUCGUUUGCUCAACCAUUGCUUAUACC